AUGAUAGACAUUAAGAUCGAAGAAUUAAGGAAUUCAAGUGAAGUAGAUCAUUUGGAAUAUGGUAACUUAUUAGAUGAUAAAAGUAUCGAGUUUAUAAUUAUAAAGAAUAAAGAUUUAUAUAUUUAUACAUAUGAUACCCAAAAGAAGAAUAUAUAUUUGUUAUAUGAGACCAAAUUAAAUGCUCCUAUUUUAAAAUUAGUUAUUUUAAAAGAUAUAUUUUUAAAUAAAAAAAAAAAAAAUAUAAGUGGAAUACUUUUGAUUUAUAAAAAUAUACAUUUUAUAAUUUAUAAAUAUAAUAAAAUUUUAAAUAGCUUAGUAAUAGUAUUGAGACAUACAUUUAAUAGAGAAAUAAAAUUUUCAUCCUUAUUUUACAAUUUACCAUGUGCUAUUAAUUAUAUUCAUAAAUAUGAUAAUUUUAAAUAUAAGAAAAAAAAAGAAGAAAAAAAAAAAAUAUAUAAUGUAACUAAUAAGAAACAUUUAAGUAAAUAUGGAAAAUCGAAUCUUCAUCAUAAUCGACUUUCUGAUAUGAAAGUAAGUAGAUUAAAAAAAAAGAAAAAAAAAAUUAAAUUAAAGUUAUUUAUUAAUAAAGAUAAAAAUAAAAAUAUAGAUAAAAAUAUAGAUAAAGAUAAAAAUAUAGAUAAAGAUAAAAAUAUUGAUAAAGAUAAAAAUAUUGAUAAAGAUAAAAAUAUUGAUAAAGAUAAAAAUAUUGAUAAAGAGAAUAACGAAUUAUCAUCAAAUAAUAAAACCACAAAUGUUGAAGAUAUGAUAAUAGAGGAUGAUAAUUUUAUGGACAACUUAAAUAAUAAUGUUGAUGAAUACAAAAAGGAAUUAUAUUUUUUAAAUAAUUAUUGUUUAAAUUUUAAUAAAAAAAAAAUUAUAAAGGCCAAAAAAAAAAAAAUUAAUUUUUGUGAAUUUUCCUUUACAUUUUCUUAUAAUUUUAAAACCUUAUAUACCUUCUUUUAUACAACCAAAAAAAAAAGUAUAGAAGAAACAAAAGAAAAUGAAAAAAAUGGUAGGGUUAGGAAGGAAGUACAAACUAAUUAUUUUUCGAAUGAUAUAUACCUUGAUAAUAUAAGUAAAAUUAAGUUACAUCGGAUAUAUAAACAUUUUGUUUUUAUAAAAAAAAUAUUUUAUCAUGACAAUUUAGCUAACGUACUUAUUCAGAGGGACGCGAUUAAUGUUGGUCAAAGAAAAAUUGAAGAGUUAAAUUUAAAGGUUGUGACUUUAAGGAUUGAAAAAGAAAAAUUUGAUAUUGUCGAAUUAGUAAAUAAUAUACCUAACGAUAUUGUGGAUAUAUUAAAAUAUAAGAACAUUGUUAUAUGUAUAUGUUAUGAUUAUAUAUAUAUAAUAAAUAUGAUGAGCUAUAAGAAAGUUGUUUAUUUUUUUAAUAAGACUAGUUAUAUAAAUGAAAUAUUUGAAUUAAUGAAAGACAAUUGUUUAUUUGUUGAUUAUACUUAUUUUAAUAUAAAUUUUAGUAUUUUAAAUGUUCAUACAAAAAAUAAUAAUAUAUUUUUAUUAAAUAAAAAAUAUAUGAUACAUGGUCAUAUAUCUAAAGAUCUUAAUGAUUUAAUACAUUUAAUGCGCUGGAAUAUAACAUAUAAAUUUAUGGCUACCAUAAAAACGUCAACGUUCUUCACUUUUUCAAAAUAUUUAUAUUUUGUGUAUUCCUAUGAUGGGAUAGGUGGUGUGUCGGAUAUAUGUAUUAUACGGAGAAAAGAACGAAUAAAAAAAAAUAAAAAUAUUAAUAAAAAUGAAAAAAAUCAAAAAAAUGAAAAUAUUAAUAUUUAUAGAAAGAGAAAAAAUACCAACACAUUUUCGUGUGUACCUACGAAAAGACCGAAAAAUGAGCAUAUAGAAAAUAAAUUUCGGCAAAAUGGAAAUCCUAAUAUUGUUCAAGAGGACUCUUCUUCUUAUUAUUAUAAUGAUGAUAAUAAUAACAAAUAUUGUGUAGACAUUACAGAAAAAUCAGACCACAUAAUUCCCAGAAAUAAUGAUACAACUCAAAUGGAAAAUAAUAAUAAAAAGGAAAAAAAAAAUAAUAAUAAUAAAAAGGGGGAAAAAAAUGAUAAUAAAAGGGAAAAAAAAAAUAAUAAUAAUAAAAAGGAAAAAAAAAAAAAUAAUAAUAAAAAGGAAAAAAAAAAAAAUAAUAAUAAAAAGGAAAAAAAAAAUAAUAAUAAUAAAAAGGAAAACAUUUGUACCAAGUUAAAGUAUUAUAAAAGAAAUAAUAAUUUCCUUUUUGAUUUAUUAAAUUAUUUAAAUAAAAAUAUAAACGUCAAUGAAUAUACAAAGGAACUGAAUAAUAAAAAAUAUGAUUUGUUAUUUCAAAAAUAUAAAAAAAAAAUUAAAAUUUUAGAAAAUCAUUUUUCAAAGAUUAAUGCUCAUGGGAAUAUAGAAUAUUCCUCUCCUUUAUUUUUUAUGAAAAAAAAAAAAACAAAAAAAAUAAAAAAUAAAAUACAAGAUAAAAAUGACAAAAUGAAUGAUCAUUUUAAUAAAGUUAAAGAUAAUAUUUUGAAUCAAGAAAUAAUAAUACAAGAAACGCAAGAGAAAAAUAAGGAAAAUGAGAAUAUAGAAUUAAUAAAUUCGAAACAUAAAAUAAACAAUAAUAAUAAUAAUAAUAAUAAUAAUAAUAAUGAUAAUAUGUUAUUUUUUUCAAAGGUCGAUAAAAUAUUAUUCAAAGGAAUACUGAUAGAUAUACAUAAACUAUAUGAUCAUUUUUCAUCCAUAUAUAAAUGUAUAUAUAUCUCUCAUAUAGGAAAGAAGAAAAACAGUACUAUUAAUAAAGUGUUUUUUGAAGUACCCCUUGUUAUUAAAUUAGAUAUAGAAUUCUUACAAUGUUAUAUAAAAAAUGUACACUGUACACAAGUACAAGAUCGAAAAAUACGUGACAAGGAAUACAUAAAGCAUUACAGAAGAAAUAAUCGUAAAUAUAAAGACACACGUAUUCAAUAUAUUCUAUUAAAUGUAACACAAAAAGAUUGUAAUAAUAAUAUAGAAAUAAAUGAUAUAUCAAAAAUGAAUAAAUUAAAAAAUUAUCCUAUGGACAAAGUCAUAUGUAAUAAAAAGAAUGAUUAUUUAAAAGAUAAUGAACCAAAUAGACAUAUCUUAUUAUGUAUAAAUAAUAUAAUGUUUUUAAAAACGAAAAGAGCAAAUCAAUAUUUUGUUUUAUAUGAAAAUAAUAAAUUAAAAAGAAAUCUUUUUUUACGACAAUUUACGGAAAGGAUAAGUAUGCUUUAUAAAUAUGAUAAUAAUAAGGAGGAGAAUCUUAAUCAUGAUGAUGAUAAUCAUAUGGAGGAUCAAAAUAAUUCUGAUUUAUUUAUAAAUAAUGUAAAUGAUGUGAUGUAUUCAGAUGAUGAAGUCAUUGAAGAUAAAGAAAGUAUACAACCUGAUGAAGAUUGUUACAAUAAUUAUUUAUGUUUGUUAAAAGAAAAGGAUGAUGAUGAUGAAUAUGUUAUUGAUGAUACCAAAAGGAGAGAUAAUAUGAAUUUUAUGGAUUUUAAUAAAAAUCGUUUUAAUAAUUUUAGUCGAGAUAAUUAUUUUUGUUCAGACAAAAUUAUGUACAUGAUAAGAAAUAAUUCAAAUUUUAUAAAUACAAAUAUUAAAACUAACGAUAUAUAUGAAGAAAUACAUUUAAAAAAUACAUUGAUGACUAUUGAAAAAUAUGUAUUAUUUUUUAAAAAAACCAAUCUAAAUUAUUUUAAUAAUAAAGAUGUUAUGUUUUAUUUGAAGAGGAUAUAUUUUCCAUAUAUAAUGUAUGAACAUGAUGAUAAUAGUAUUAUAUGUAACGAAAAAUAUAAUUAUAUGGAUAAAAAAAAUAUGGAAACAAGACAUAUAGAUUUACAAAAUAUGGAAAAAGGUAUUAACUAUAAUGAACAAAUAAAAAAUGAUAUAUCUAAAUAUUAUAAGCAAGAUAAAAAUUUUGCUAACAAGUUAUGUUUUUAUUUCUCAUAUAAAAAAAUAAGAAAAGAAAAUAAAUAUAUUUAUGAUGAAAUGAAAAGUACACAAUAUUAUUUACAAAAAAAAGUGUUACAUUUUUUUAUAGAAGGAAAAAAAGAACAUAUAAAAACAAAUAUAAAUAUAAUAGACACAACAAUAGCUUUCUUAAAUUAUAAAAAUAUUAUCUUAAUACAAGUAUGUAAAUAUGAAAUCAAUAUUUUAUAUUAUAAGAAUACAUAUGUGUUGAUAAAAAAUAUUCAUAUUGAUGAUUAUCCUGUUAAAAGUUGUGAAUUAAUAGAAAAUUAUUUAAUUAUAUUAUAUGAAAAUUAUAAUUGUUCUAUAUAUAUAUUAAAUAAAAAUGUUAUAAAAGAAUGUAUAAAUAUAAUUAAUAAAAUAAUUUUUUUAUAUAAUAUAUGUACUAUACAUUGUUUAAUAUAUGAAAAUAAAAAAGAACAAAUAAAUAUAUAUAGCUUUAUCAAAUUUUUAAAAGAAAAAAAUAUUUUAUCUACAAAAAAAAAAAAGUCAUCACACAAAUGUUAUAAUAAUAUUAAUAAUACAUAUAAUGUAACACAUAAUUUGAAAGAAACUAAUUGUGAUGAAUUAUAUUAUAAUUUUUAUGAUUUAUAUAAAAUAUUUCAAAUAAAAAAUUUAUCCAUGUUAUAUGAUUUUAUAAAAAGUAGUAAACACAUUAAUAUAGAUCAUAUAUUUGAAAUGUAUAUUCCUAAUAUUAAAAAUAUUGAUUGUUUAUCAACAUUUUAUCAUAAAAAAAGACAUAUAUAUUUAUCUUUCUUGUCGAACACAAAUAAUAAAACAUUUAAUAUUUUUGAUAUUAGAAAGAAAAAAAUAAUUUUUAAAAGUAACUAUAUCAUGGGUGUUCCAAAAUAUAUAUAUAAUACAAUAAAUAAAAAUAAACAUAAAAAUACAAAAAAAUUACAUAAAUGUAAAAUAAUAAAAUAUGACGGUGACCAGGAACAUCAUGUUGAUCAUAAUAAUAUGAAAGAAAAUAAUAACAAAAAAUUUAAUUAUAAUGAUAAAUCACUUAUAAAUUAUUUGAAUGCAGAAAAAAUUAUUAAUAUUUUAUUUUUUAAAUUAAAUAAAGACUAUUUUUUAAUCAUAUUUUUAACAGGGAGACCAAUAUUAAUAUAUAAAUCGUUCUUUUCUAUAAAAAAAAAAAAUAAUAAUAAUUUAUUUGCUAAUGUCAAAUUUAAAAUCAUUGUUCAUAAAUUUAUUCAACCUUUGAUUAGUAAUAUUAUGUAUCUUCCAAGAAAUACAAACUCUAUUAGUAAUAAUAAAAUAUAUGAUGAGAAUAUUUACAAUGGUUCAUAUAUACUUUUGGAUGAACAUAAUUUUAAAGAGCCUACAAAUAAAAUGAACAAAAAAAAUAAUAAUAAUAAUAAUAACAAAAAAAAGAAUGUUUAUUAUAAUUGCCUUGUUGUGUACCCCUAUAUAGAUAUAAACAAAAUUACAACAAAUAUAAGUGAUGAUAAAAAUGUAUCGAAAGAAUUAUUUGAAAAAGAUAUAAUGAACAAUUAUUAUAUUAAUUAUCCCAUAUUGUUCUUAUCUAAUUAUAAGGGGAAAUUAUAUAUACACCCUUUAAAUAAAGAAAAACUACAACAAAGUUAUCAUAAUAAUAAAGAAGAGAAAGAACCAAAUAAAAACAAUAAUAAUUACAUUAUACAUUAUGCACAUAAUAAUAUAUUAUAUAAUAUUAAAGAUAUUUAUGGGCAUAUAAAAGGUUUACACAAAAUAGAUCAGAAUGAAUUUAUAAGCUUCUCAAAUAACAAAUUUCAAAUAUUUAAUAUAAAUGAUUAUAAAUAUAAUUCUGUUAUGCCUAAAUCCACACAAGUUAAUAUAAGAUCUGAUUUUUUUCUUACAUCCACUAUAAUAAAUGAACAAUCUAAUGAAAGCAACAACAACAACAACAACAACAACAACAAUAAUAAUAAUAAUAAUAAUAUUAAUAAUAAUGGAAAUAAAAAUAAUUAUGGUAAUAAGAUCCAUUUGAAUAAUCCAUAUGGUGAUACACACAUUGGACAUAUUAAUUCUUAUAGUAAUCCAAAUCAUAUCAGCAUACAAAAUGAUAUAAUAUUUUUUUCAAAAAAUUCGAACUUAAUAAAUCUCUCUUUUAAUGAUUCUUUCGCGACAAAAAAAAUUCUGUCAUAUCCUUAUAUUCAUAAAAUGUGCAUAUCGAAAGAUGAUUAUGUUUUGAAGAAGGCACGCAAAGGUGGAAGAGGUUGUUACGUCAACAAAAAAAAAUGUAUUAAGGAAAUGAAUGAAACGGAUGAAGUGAUUGAAAUGAAUGAAGUGAAUAAAAUGAAUGAAACGGAUGAAGUGAUUGAAACGAAUAAAAUGAAUGAAACGGAUGAAGUGAUUGAAACGAAUAAAAUGAAUGAAACGGAUGAAGUGAUUGAAACGAAUAAAAUGAAUGAAACGGAUGAAGUGAUUGAAACGAAUGCCAUUAAUGAGAAUUAUAAAAAUAGUUGUGAUAAUGACGAAUAUGUAAAUAAAAAAAAUGGUUCUAAUUCUUCAUAUAAUUUUCCUUAUCAUGUAACAUUUGGAAAGGUCCUAGCAGUAGUUGUUAGAAUAAAAUAUGAUGAAUAUUAUUGCUUAAAGAAAUUAUUAAAAAAAAGAAUUAACCUACAGAAAGAUGAAAUAAAAAAUAAUACCUUAUAUGAAAAUGAAGAAAUACAAUGUAUACCAAAUAUAUAUCUGGAUGAUUGUAUUAAUAAUCAAUAUACACAUCAAAUAAAAAGAUUUUUACCUGCUCAUACAGAACAUACUACAACAAACAAUUUGAAAGAUGAUCAUAUAUUAAGAACAAAUAAUAAACUUAUUCAAUCGGUUCAAACAUAUACAAAAUAUUAUAAAUUAUUAUUAUUUCACGAAAAUAGUAAACAUGUAUAUGGUUAUUAUAUUUUUGAACACAGUGAAGAAAUUCAAUGUGUCUCUUUUGGAUACCUUAAUAAUAAGGAAUAUAUUUAUAUAAGCAGUGGAAUCAAUAUUAAUGAAAGAAUAGAAACACAAGGAAAUAUAUAUAUACUUGAUUUUAGUAAUAUAUUCUUUAAAUUUAAUAAAAAUCAUCUAGACUCAUAUUUUAACUCUUCUCCUAAUAUGGAUAACUUUGGAAAAUCGCUUGAUGCGCAUCAGAAAAAUAACGAAAAUGAUGAUGUAAUGAACCAAAUAGGAAUUAACAAAUACGAAACAAAUAACAAUCAUCUUAAUAAUGACGUUGACGUUGACGUUGACAUUAACCAUAUAAGUGAUGCUAAUCCAAAUCAAGAUUUAUUAAAUACAGAUAAUUCAAAUAAUAAAGCCGAAAGCACAAAGAAAGGAAAACUACUGGUUUACAUGAAAAAAACAUAUAACAACUGUGUAUCUCAAAUUCUCCCAUUUUAUGUUCACACAGAUAAUUAUAAUAGUAAUAUUAUGUACGCAGGGCGAAAUUUUAAAAAUCCUACAAAAAAUGAAGGAAAGGAAUAUUUUUUAAAUAAUGAAGAUAAAUAUAAUCUUGAUAAAAAUAAUACAUAUUGGAAUGAUAUGAAAGAUUCCAAUAAUAACUGUUAUAGUAAUAUUCUUCAUUGUAUUAAUUCCAAGAUUUAUAUACAUGAAGUAAACGAUAACGAUUUUACUAAAGGUGCUUUUCUUGAUAAUAAUUUUUAUAUUAGUGAUAUUAAAAUAAUGAAAAAUUUUAUUAUUAUUGCUGAUUUAUUUAAAGGAAUUUUUAUCAAUAUGUAUAAUUAUGAAGAACAAUAUGAUAGUCGAAGUAUUAUUUCCAUAUCCAAAAAUUUUUAUAGUAACAAUUUAAAUAUAUUAUGUUGUCAUUAUAUUAUAUUCAACUCUUUUAUAUCAAUUAUUGCUAUGGAUGUUUAUAACAACUUUAUUGUUUUCUCAUAUAAAAACUAUCAAGAUAUUGAUAAUCUCUAUAUAUUCAAUUAUUUUAAUUUUAAUAGAAGAAUUGUUAAAUUUAUUAACGCUUUAAAUAAACAAGAUAACUCAAACAUUGCUCUGUCCUUAUCCAACGAUGGUAGUAUACAUUUAUUUCAUCCAUUAAAUCAUAAACGUUUUCUUUUCUUUAAAGAAAUAUAUAAUAUCACAAAGAAAUAUAUCUUUCCAAAUUUAGCUGUAAAUGUCCAUACUCAUUUAAAACCAGACUUUUUCAUCCAAUCCAUUGUCUUAAAUUUGUACAAAAAAACGGAUAGCUAUUUGGUGAAAAAUAUUUUAUUUGAUGACUUGUUAAGACAACUUCCGUUUUACUCUAGCGAAGUGCUAUACGAGUUAUUUUAUGAGAAGUCCAACUUGCUUCAGCAUAUAACCAUAGGCGAGUUUUUAAAUGAGCUCUAUGUAUUGAGCCUAAAUUAA
Messenger RNA from Plasmodium falciparum 3D7, 8292 nucleotides. RefSeq names its product putative CPSF domain-containing protein. Gene Ontology annotation, molecular function: nucleic acid binding. NCBI's taxonomy places the organism in Eukaryota, Apicomplexa, Aconoidasida, Haemosporida, Plasmodiidae. Gene Ontology annotation, cellular component: nucleus. The record is from RefSeq and is a predicted model, not a curated record.